AUGGAAUGGGCAGUAGUACUAGAGUAUCCAGGAAUGCAACAUCUUUUUUGUAUUUGGCAUGUUAAGGAAAAUAUAAAAAAGAUGUUGCAUAGUAAGUUAGAGGAUUCAUUUGAUGAGUUUUACAGUAAAUUUUGGCAAUGCAGAAAUGCAGAUACAUUACAUGGUUUUGAGUACUAUUGGGGGCAAUUUAUAAGUUUUCCUAAUGCAAGGUUGUAUCUUGAAUGUUAUCUUUAUAAAUGUCGGUUUUCGUGGGCAUGUGCUUUCACUGUAACAGCAUUUACACUAGGAAUUCAAUCUACAUCUUUCGUUGAAAGUCAAAAUGCAUGCAUUAAGAGAGUGUUAGAAAGCAGUAAUACAUCUUUGUAUGAGUUGGGUAAAGUACUGAUGGAGCGAAAUAAUGAGGAGCAAAAACGAAAGCAAUUUGAAGAAUGGAAACAUGGUACUCUUUCUUCAACAAUUGUUGUUACUAUUUUUCCUGCUAUUGAAUCUUUAGUAAAAUGCUAUUUAAGGCUGAAUGUUUCUCAUUUUUUAAUAGAACAAAUGAAGAAAAGUUUGUAUUAUAUGGCCAGUCAUUCUACAGUUGAAGAGGUUGAGUCACUUAUUAUUUGUGAAUUAUCACAAAGUAAAGACAUGGAUGGUGAACUUGAUGCUGUUAAUUUAUCAGCCAAAUGUCUUCUGGAUCGCUUAGAACGAAAUACAAUUGAGGAGAUUUGGAAAUUGUCAAGAGUUACAAGCAGUAAAAUUAAUCAUUUUGUAUUUCUUCUUUCUAAUAGCUUAUAUAGUUAUAUGUGCCCUUUACAACAAAAAAAAGGUCUUGUUUGUUGGCAUUUUUACUAUUUGCUAAAUAUUACAGAGAAGUUACAGUUUAGUUUAUGCCUAAUUGCCAAGCGCUGA
Cetraspora pellucida is the source of this 894-nucleotide messenger RNA. The record is from the annotation of a GenBank genome assembly. Lineage: Eukaryota; Fungi; Glomeromycota; Glomeromycetes; Diversisporales; Gigasporaceae.